CCGGGUCGAAUAUUGGUUAGUCCAAAACCUGUUAUAGUACACAAUCUGAAUUCUGAAACGGAGAUUACACAAAAUCAUAGGAAAAAAAGUCAAAAAGUUAACUACAGUUAUGGGACUCUCAGCUUCUAAGCGAGUAACUCGUUCACUCCAAAACUCGUCCGAGUUCAACUUGGCAUGUGACUCAGUCUACGACGAUUGUCUCUCCCUAUCACAGCACGCCUUCCCCGGAGUCAAACCCUACCAGCUCUUCUCCGCUUCGGAACGCCUCCACGCUUCUCUCUAUCUCUCCGUGCCUCUCAUAACCAACUGGGUCAAAUCGCCUCCGACCCGAUUACAAGUAGAUAAGGCAUUUAAAGUCGUCUCCACGCGCCGGUCCGGCGAAGAGAAAGAGAGCGAAAUUGUGCUUGGGACUACUGAGUUUAAGGAGUUUGCGGUGGAGGUAUUUGCAGACGCUGUCGUUUCGUGUGCAGGGAAAGAGCUGUUGAAGCGGUUCCCGGUAGGUGCUAUUGGGAUUGUUGGUGUGGGUGCGGUGGUGAAGCCCGGGAAAGAAUUGGUUGCGGCGGCAAUUGGUGCUUACGCGCUUGGUGUUGCCACUUCGGUAUACGUCAGCUUGGCUUGAUAAAAUCUCACUAUUUUCAUUUUCUUUUUUGCUAGUUGAAUCGACAGAAUCUAUGUUUUCUUUUCACAAAAGUUAAUAAAAGUUUUUUUUUCUUGUCUUCGUUUUAAGGAGAUGUCAAAAACUACUCUUGCCUUGAGGAUACAUAAAUAAGUUUUGUUAACAAAUUUGUUUGGAGCCUGGUUUGAUAUCGAA
This is a messenger RNA of Nicotiana attenuata, 811 nucleotides long. RefSeq lists its product as uncharacterized. Bases 110 to 619 code for a protein of 169 amino acids. Lineage: Eukaryota; Viridiplantae; Streptophyta; Magnoliopsida; Solanales; Solanaceae. The record is from RefSeq and is a predicted model, not a curated record. The transcript has a single exon.